UGGGCUUGUGUUGGCUUUGCUGGAUACAGGGGUUUAAACCCGGGAUAUUUGGGGGGAAUUAGUACUUAUUAAUAUUUUUUACUUUAUUUGUAGAUACAAUUUGUUUAUUUUUUUAAAAAAAGUUGUUUCCCCGGCUCUUGCUCCGGCCCGUUCUUGCUCGUGAAGAGGUGCUGUGUUAUUUUUCCCCUGUGUGUGUGUCUUUUCUGCAGAAGCGGCGGGGAGCUCAGUGACAUGUCCAGCAUGAAUCCCGAGUAUGACUAUUUAUUCAAAUUACUUUUGAUUGGAGACUCUGGUGUGGGAAAGUCUUGUCUUCUGCUUAGGUUUGCAGAUGACACAUACACAGAAAGUUACAUCAGUACAAUUGGUGUUGAUUUUAAAAUCAGGACUAUAGAGUUAGAUGGAAAAACAAUCAAACUGCAAAUUUGGGACACUGCCGGCCAGGAAAGAUUUCGAACCAUUACAUCAAGUUACUACAGGGGAGCCCACGGCAUCAUUGUUGUGUAUGACGUAACAGACCAGGAAUCCUUCAACAAUGUCAAGCAGUGGCUUCAGGAAAUAGAUCGUUAUGCCAGUGAGAACGUUAACAAGUUAUUGGUAGGCAACAAAUGUGAUCUCACAACAAAGAAAGUUGUGGACUACACAACAGCAAAGGAGUUUGCAGACUCUCUGGGAAUUCCAUUUUUGGAAACAAGCGCAAAGAACGCGACAAACGUAGAGCAGGCCUUCAUGACAAUGGCAGCGGAGAUCAAAAAGCGAAUGGGCCCUGGCGCCACAGCAGGCGGUCAAGAGAAGAACGUCAAAAUCCAGAGCACUCCAGUCAAGCAGUCUAGUGGAGGAUGCUGCUAAAAUUGCCCCCCACCCACCAACAGCCCCUUCUCCCUCCUCAGCAGUGAAAUCUCAAUCUGAACCCAAGUGACAAAAAACGAAAAUCGCCUGAAUUGUACUGUAUGUAGCCGCACUACAGCAGAAUCUUACCGUCUCUCCCCAAAGUCAGCAAAACUCAGUACUGACUUUUUUUUUUGUUUUUUGUUUUUUUUUAAUUUUAUUUUAUUUUAUGCCCUUGACUCAAGACAGCUCAACUUCAUUUUCAGAACUGUUUUAAACCUUCUAUCCCAUCCCCCACCUCUACUAUGUGUGCUGGUUUAUCAAUAAUGUGUGUAACCCUUGCUUUACUAAUACCAUAUUGUAUCCCUGUGGUUUGUUAGAAUACCCCCUCCCCCACCCAUGUCCCAGUUUGGUGUUGCUCUUGGCAUGUUUAGGUGUCAGGUUUAGUCUUCUGAAGAUGAAGUUCAGCCAUUUUGUAUCAAACAGCACAGCAAACGGCGUCUGUAAGUUUCCAUUCAUGAAUAAAGUUAAGUGAUAUGUUCUAUGUAAGAUCUGAUUUUGCUAGUUCUUUUUCUGUAAAGUGAUAGGAGGAUUAAAUUGAUUGGCUAGUUUGCUGCCAGAGGCCCCUCCCCCCCAACCCAUAGGGGGUGAAUAGUUUAUUAAUACUCUGCAUAUAAUCUGUGGCCGCAGGACGUAGUUAUUUGUUUCAUAAUGUAAAAAAAACAAUUGAAAUCAUUUAAUAAAUAUUGUACUUAUUGGACGUAA
Xenopus laevis (African clawed frog) is the source of this 1590-nucleotide messenger RNA. It is a transcript of the gene rab1a.L, whose product is annotated as RAB1A, member RAS oncogene family L homeolog. The record is from RefSeq and is marked provisional. Gene Ontology annotation, molecular function: GTP binding; GTPase activity. NCBI's taxonomy places the organism in Eukaryota, Metazoa, Chordata, Amphibia, Anura, Pipidae.